Sarcophilus harrisii (Tasmanian devil) is the source of this 732-nucleotide messenger RNA. Its product is annotated as atherin-like. The coding region runs from base 1 to 732 and encodes 243 amino acids. The transcript has 2 exons. NCBI's taxonomy places the organism in Eukaryota, Metazoa, Chordata, Mammalia, Dasyuromorphia, Dasyuridae. The record is from RefSeq and is a predicted model, not a curated record.
AUGCCUGCCACCGAGGGAGGAGCCCUCUUAGGGGCUUCGGGGCUCCGCAGAGGACCUGGGGCGGGGGAGACCAGAGGGGGUCAACCGAGGGCAGCCCGCCAGAGCCUCGCGGGCCACCGGGCCCGCCCGAACAAAGGGCCCCGGCUCCCGGGAAGGACGAGGCCCAGAGCGGGCGCUCGCCGCAUUCCCGGGCUGCGACCCUCCGACGCCGGACGGCCGCCUUUACCUGGUCCUCAGGCGGGAGGACGCCGCAUCGAGCGCCCGCGACACUCCGGCCGGUCAGGUGGGCGGAGAAAAGGGGGUGCCCGGACCGCCACCGCCUUCGCCGCGUCCGCCGCCUCCGCCGACUUCCCUGGAGCCGCCGCGCUGGGGCCAGAGGCGAGAGCAGAGAGGCGCGAGCGGCUGGCGGGCGAGGGAGGGAGCGAGCGCGCGCUGCGCGGAGACACACUGCCGCCCUCAGGAGGCUGGAGGAAGCGCAGCCAAGUCGCGGCCGCGCGGGGAAAGCCGAGGAAGCCUGCGGACCCGACCCAUCCAGGCACACCGCCGGCUCUGCCCCCCCCCCCCGCCAACCCCGCCCCCUUCCGGCGCGCGACGCACUCUCCCUCCCGCGCCCAGCCGGCCGAGCGCAACCCCGCGAGCGCGGCCUCUGCGCGCCCACCUUCUCUGUCCCUCUGGCUCCCUGCCCUGGAACCGCUUAACGGAAAAUUCACAUCUUCCCAGGCUCCGCAGUGA